GAGAACAUGCCUCUCGCGAAGGACCUCCUGCCCCCGUCCCCGGAAGAGGAGGAGAGGAAGAGCCCCAACUCCUACUUCACGGGCGUGAAGUGCCCAGGACGCUACAAACUCACGACCAUGUUCAGCCACGUGCAGACCGUGGUGCUGUCUGGGGGCUGCUCCACCGUCCUGUGCCAGCCGACAGAAGGACAAGCAAGGCUCACGGAAGGAUGCUCCUUCAGAUGGAAGCAGCACUAA
Messenger RNA from Panthera uncia (snow leopard), 237 nucleotides. RefSeq names its product 40S ribosomal protein S27-like. The transcript has a single exon. Lineage: Eukaryota; Metazoa; Chordata; Mammalia; Carnivora; Felidae. Gene Ontology annotation, molecular function: structural constituent of ribosome; RNA binding. The record is from RefSeq and is a predicted model, not a curated record. Gene Ontology annotation, cellular component: ribosome; cytosolic small ribosomal subunit. The coding region runs from base 7 to 237 and encodes 76 amino acids. Gene Ontology annotation, biological process: ribosomal small subunit assembly; translation.